Molecule: messenger RNA, 1791 nt
Organism: Dicrocoelium dendriticum
Lineage: Eukaryota; Metazoa; Platyhelminthes; Trematoda; Plagiorchiida; Dicrocoeliidae
Source: the annotation of a GenBank genome assembly
AUGACUGCACGAAAACGGCCGAAAUCAAUACGAAAGGCUCGGGCUAUUGCGAUAGCUCGCCAAGAGCGAUCGUACAGAGUUAGCCCGCAUAGUUUUGUGUUCAGCCGCCCCGGUGUCGGUCCUAUGGUCAAACUAUUGUCGCUGGAUGUUCGCAGCAUAUUUGAACCGUAUACAGCCACUCGCCUCAAAGUACAUCGCCGGAACGUCCUGAAAGAUUUUGUCGCCGUGGCCGGUCCUCUGCACGUGACACAUUUGCUCCAGUUCACUCAUCCUCGAGCGGAUAAACGCGCUGAAAAGCGAGCUAGACGACUUGCCAGGCUUUCAAACUCCAAUGCAGAUCUAGCAAUUGUCUCGACUACGGAUAACAAUGGACAAAGCACCCAGAUCCCAGAUUGUGAUGCCACCCCAACCGACGAGUUUGGCAAGCGUGCGAAAGAUGGCGUGUACAUGCAUCUGGUUCGAGUUCCUCACGGUCCCAGUCUGACCUUCUCCGUCUCCGAGUAUUGUUUGCAGCGCGAUGUGCUCACAUUGGUUCGGCGCAUUUUUGAUUCCCAUCAGUUCUCGACGCCUCCGCUGUUGGCAAUGACUGGGUUUGGGUCACUUUCCGCCACUGCAGAUAGCAAAAAGUCAGCUCAGCCACCGCCACCACAUCUCCGACUCAUCGUUGACAUGUUCCAAAACAUGCUGCCUCCUCUCAAUGUUCAAAAGCUGAAACUGAGCACUGUUCGGCGAGUAGUGCUUAUCAGUCGCGAGGUGGACAUGUCCUGUCCUCCAGACGAACAGGAUUUCAAUGAUGUGAUCUAUCUGCGACAUUAUCACAUACGCACCGAAAAUCGUACCAUCAGUCGUGCGUUGCGCAAAUUAAGUGUGGGGUGCUCACGAUCAAAGCGACGCAGAAUGAAUCUGUCGGAUCCGAAUGCACGCCCUAUCGGUACUGGGAUGGGACCGGGAGGUUCCGGAAAGUCUUCCGGCGUGCCGUCACUAGCGAAAUACGCCUGUAUAGAGGAUUUUCUCACCAAGACCGGGAUGCUGUCCGACUCCGGCUUGUCCGACGCCCUCUCGGAUAUGGAGGAAGUGGAGCUUCCACGAGAUGUCCGACUACCCGAUUCUAUUGAUCAAACUCAUGGAAGUACGAAGAAGCGCAAAUUUGUCCCGUCGCAUGGCCUUCGUCACUUAGGCACAGCUAGAACAGCGACCGUUCGCCUGACCGAAAUAGGCCCCCGAUUGACGCUCAAACUGAUCAAAAUCGAGGAAGGUUUGAAUUCUGGAGCCGUACUAUACCAUCGCUGGCAGCGUCGUACUCCUCUGGAGAUUGCAAAGCAAGCGGAACGGCUUCGGCAACGGGAAGCAAUAAGAGCGGCUCGCCGCGCGGAACAUGAAGCCCGCCGCACUGCCAAUGAGGCUGCGCGAGAAGCUCACCGGGAAGCUUGUCUUGAAGGUAUGAAACGUGCUGGACAAUUGCCGGACGACGGUCUGAAGAAGGAGGAAGAGGAGGUUGGAGAAGAUGUACAACCAGUUAAGCGCAACAAGAUAAAAGCCAAGAAUACCGUGGUCAAAAAGAAAGCUUUUGAUGAGCUGCGUAUCAAGAAGAACCGGUCAAAGAAACGCGUCAAAUUUCAUCCCCUUCCGACUGAAUAACCCACACGAUUUUAGCUUGGUGUUGCUGACCAUAUGUACACAGCAGACCUGGACCAACUUGUAUAUUGCGAUGAUUUUCGCUCACAACUCGAUCCAUUAUUCUCCUAGUUCAUGGACGUAAACAGUUAGAACAAAAUGCACAUUAUUACUUUG